This is a messenger RNA of Plasmodium berghei ANKA, 717 nucleotides long. Its product is annotated as fam-b protein. The transcript is spliced from 2 exons. The coding region runs from base 1 to 717 and encodes 238 amino acids. Lineage: Eukaryota; Apicomplexa; Aconoidasida; Haemosporida; Plasmodiidae. The record is from RefSeq and is a predicted model, not a curated record.
AUGAAAGUCCGUAUUUUAAAAUAUUUUUUUUUUUCAAUUAUUAUUAUUUUUUUUGAAUACGCCAAAAACGAACUAUACUUUGUAAACGAUAGAGGGAUGUACCUUGAAAGGAAUGUAAUAAACUUUAGAAAUAGUAGGAUAUUAGCAGAUGCAGAUAACCAAUUUGAUUUAAAUGAAUUUUAUGAAUCAACUUUGAGUCUUGCAAGUCAACUUGGUGAUUUUGUUGAAGGUAACAAAGAAAUAACACACCUUCGAAAUAUUAUAGAUUCACAUAUAAAGAAGCAUAAAGAAAAUGCUACAUUACCCAAUUUAAAUAAUUUAGAUAAAAGAACUAAAAAGAUAAUUUAUAAACUUCAAAAAGAAUUAGAAGAAGUAAAAAAAGAGCUUGAUAAUAAAAGUAAUAGUGAAAUAAUAACAAAAGUGAUACAAGAUAAAAUAAUAACUAAAACAGAUGAAAAUAAUUAUGUAUCAGAAUAUGAAUACUUUAAACAAUUGAAAAAUGUACGAAAGAUAGACAAAUUGUACAAAGGAUUAAAAGUGAGGGCAAUGCUGAUGUUUUUUCUUUCUUUGGUGAUACUACUAUCAGGAUCCUUUAACGUCGCAUUUGUUAUUAUGAGUUUAUUGCUUUCAGUUGAAACAUUUGUUAGAUCUUAUCAAUACAUUAAAUUACUCUUUAAAGUAUAUAAAAUUCCCCGAAAAUUAAAAACAUCAAAAUAA